AUGGUGAAUCGUCGACGCCUUACUCAAGUGGCGAUGAGCGACGAUGAAGAUGAAACGUCGCGUCCACAACGUCCGCGAAAGAGACUAAGGCUUUUAGUGGAAGAGGAAGAUGACGAUAACGAGAAUAAAGAGCAACAAGAAAAAAAAGAAGAGGUACCAGAAUCGUCCCAACUUGUGGAGGAUGCUACGCCUAUUGGUGAGCCUAUUAGGUUUUCAGGAAAAGGAAAAGGCAGAAGAAGUCACUAUGACUCCUUCAAGUACAAUGGCAUCCAAUAUACUCUGGAGGACUCUGUUCUUUUCUUUCCUGAAGAGAAAGGCCAAAAACCAUAUGCUGCAAUUAUUAAGGGACAUAAUGGCCACGUAGUAGUGACAGGACAGUGGUUUUAUCGUCCCGAAGAAGCUGAGAAGAAAGGUGGUGGAAAUUGGAAAUUAUGUGAUUCGAGGGAGUUGUUUUAUAGUUUCCACCGUGAUGAUGUUCCUGCUGAGGCUAUUAUGCAUAAGUGUGUGGUGCAUUUUGCUCCCAUACACAAACAACUUCCAAACCGCAAGGAUCACCCUGGGUUCAUUGUACAAAAGGUUUAUGACAGUGUGGAAAAAAAACUUUGGAGGUUGGGUGAUAAGGUUUAUGAUGAUACUAAGCAGCAAGAGAUUGAUAUGCUUGUUCAGAAGACUCUACAAUGUAUUGGUGAACUACCUAACAUUGAGCUUGAGGAAGCCACUGGUGAUGUGCAUGAUCGAGUGAAAAGUAAAAAAACUUAA
Molecule: messenger RNA, 759 nt
Organism: Sphenostylis stenocarpa
Lineage: Eukaryota; Viridiplantae; Streptophyta; Magnoliopsida; Fabales; Fabaceae
Source: the annotation of a GenBank genome assembly